Uranotaenia lowii is the source of this 1914-nucleotide messenger RNA. It is a transcript of the gene cactin, whose product is annotated as splicing factor Cactin. The coding region runs from base 124 to 1770 and encodes 548 amino acids. The record is from RefSeq and is a predicted model, not a curated record. Lineage: Eukaryota; Metazoa; Arthropoda; Insecta; Diptera; Culicidae. Gene Ontology annotation, cellular component: cytoplasm; spliceosomal complex. Gene Ontology annotation, molecular function: protein binding. Gene Ontology annotation, biological process: mRNA cis splicing, via spliceosome. The transcript has 2 exons.
UCUCGCUGUUUUUGUUUACUUUCUAAACGUUUAAAAUUUUAGCAUUUUCACAAGAAUUUCGAUUUUUUGGUGAUAAUUCUAAAAUAUUAAUUUUUUAUUGAAGGAAAAAGGCCGUCCACCACCAUGUGGGACGAUUCGGAACACAAGUCCACCCCGUUUAUGUGGAACAAGAAGUUGGAGAAGCAAGGUCUGAAAAAUCUAUCUAGGAAAGAGCUGGAAUUGCUGAAUCGAAAAAAGCAGCAGGAAAAUGUUAUCGAGCUGGAAAAGCUCAAGAAACGUCGGAUGGAACGGGAACAUCAGCGGCAACAACGAGAGGACGAUAUGUACCUGAUGCAGCGCUCCAAGGAGGUGGCCCAGUUCGAGGAAUGGCAAAGGCAGGAGGAAAAGUUCCAUCUGGAACAGGCGAAGCUACGGAGCAAGAUCCGGAUACAGGAUGGGCGAGCUAAGCCCAUCGAUUUGCUUGCGCAGUAUAUUUCCGAACAGAACCUGGAGGAAUCGAUCGAAAUGCAGAUGCACGAACCGUACCAUUAUUUGAACGGGUUGGCCUUGGACGAUCUGGAGGAUUUGCUGGCGGAUAUUAAUGUGUACAACGACUUGGAAAAAUGUCAAAAUGCGGACUACUGGAGUGAUUUAACCAUUAUCGUGGAAGCCGAGUUGCAAAAACUCAAGAAAAUUGAGGCAGAAAAGCAGCGGAUGGCAACGGGUCGACGGGAGGGAAUUCAUCAGAGUGUAGCGAAAGAUGUUACGCAAAUUUUCAAGGGAAAAAGUUCGUCCCAGCUGGAAGAACUGAAGAGAAAGAUCGAAGAAAAAAUUAACAGCCAACAGGAUGGAUUGGACAUUGGCUAUUGGGAGAGUUUGCUGUCUCAAUUGAAGGCUCACAUGGCCAGGGCGAGGUUGCGGGAUCGCCAUCAGGAAAAUUUGCGCAGCAAGUUGGAGCUACUGAAAAAGGAACAGGAAAUGAGCGUUAAGAAGGAGGAAGAUUUUGAUCCAGAGGCAGGGCCAAGUGGCGCUGGGCCAUCUGGUAGCACAAAGAUGGAACCGAUUGAUGAAACUUCCAGGGACAGUAGCAGUCAAUCUGGUGCCGAACAGGUCCAGGAAGAGGAAAAUUUCGAAGAUGAAGUCUUGAAUGAAUGUUUCGAACUCUAUAAGAAGGGAAGUUACGAGCCAAAAUAUAUUUCGGAUAAAGAUUUAGAACCCGGAGUUGAAAUCGUCUCCGAAGAGAAGGACGAAGAAGUACUCGAUUUGCUUCGGCAAAAGGUUCUUGGCAUUAACUGCGAUGACGAUACUUUCUCGAAGGAAGAAAUCAUUCUUCGCAAGGAAGCAAAACGGGGCAUGAAUAACGACGAGGCGGAAUUUUCCGUUGAAUCACGUGUCGAUUCGCAAGUCUACCUGUGGUCUGAUAAAUAUCGACCCAGAAAGCCACGCUACUUCAAUCGAGUUCACACUGGUUUUGAAUGGAACAAAUACAAUCAGACUCACUACGAUAUGGACAAUCCCCCGCCGAAAAUCGUUCAGGGUUACAAGUUCAACAUUUUCUAUCCGGAUUUGAUCAACAAAAACACUACGCCACAGUACUUCCUAACGCCCUGUGCCGACAAUCCGGACUUUGCGACUUUACGCUUCCACGCUGGACCACCGUACGAGGAUAUUGCGUUUAAAAUCGUCAACCGAGAGUGGGAGUUCAGUUACAAACGGGGAUUCCGUUGCCAGUUUCAUAACAACAUAUUUCAGCUUUGGUUCCAUUUCAAGCGAUAUCGAUACAGACGUUAAACAACGCCGUUUUGCAUUAUUCAAUAUACUGGUUUUUUGACUUAUCAUUUAUGUGUAUGAUUAAGUAGGUAAAGUUGACUUCUGGUCUAACAUUUUUUGCUUUUUCGGAUAAAAAUAGUAUCGAAUGAAAGAAUAUAAAUAUAU